AUGUCAACAGCCGUCGUUAUUGGGGGUGGAGUCAGUGGGCUCGCAUCUGCUUACUACAUUCAGAGAUAUCUUCCACAGUUUUCAAAGGUUAUUGUUCUAGAAAGUUCGAAGCGUGUCGGAGGCUGGGUAAACACAACAAUUAACCCCGAUGGUUGUAUAUUUGAGCACGGACCUAGAAGUCUGCGGCCGGUCGGCCCACAAGGCAGAAACACCCUGCAGUUGGCUGAAGAGCUCGGUUUGACUAGGGAUGUUUUGCCGAUUCUGCGAUCAGAUCCAGCAGCGAAAAAUCGCUACCUUUAUGUCAAGGGAAAACUCUGGGCUCUGCCUAACAGUGUGACCAGUCUGUUUAAAAAAGUGCCUCCAUUUUCGGAACCUCUGAUUAAAGUACUUGCUGCCGAGCCUUUCCACAGACGAAGUAAAGAGCCGGAUGAGACGGUGCACAGUUUUGUUAGUCGGAGGUUGGGUAGGGAGGUGGCUGAUAUUGCUAUUGAUGCCAUGUGUCGGGGAAUUUUCGCUGGUGACUGCCGCAGUUUGAGUGUCCGAGCUUGCUUCCCUCCUUUGCAUGAGAUGGAGCAGAAACACGGGUCACUGGUUGCUGGUCUUCUGUUUGGCUCCAAAAGUCCCAAAGUGGAAGCGUCUGGACUUGUGAGAGAAGCCGUGGACUGUAAAUGGGCUUCAUGGUCUCUACGAUACGGGCUUCAACAGCUAACAGACGCCAUUGCUGAUGCAGUAACAAACACACGAGGAGGGGAGGUUCGGACACAUUCUAAGUGUCUGGCGAUUCAGCCGAAGGAUAAUGGAAAGGUUGUGGUGAGAACUGAAGGUGAUUCUAUAGAAGCGGACCUGGUGAUCUCAUCCAUCUACAGCAGAGAUUUGGCGCCACUUCUGCCUGCGUCCCUGUCGGAUCUCAGAAAAGAACUUUCUUCUCUAGAAUCUGUGAACGUGAUCGUUGUUAACCUGGAGUACAAAGAUGACGUGCUACCUGUGAAGGGAUUUGGUCACUUGUUGCCGUCUUCAGAGAAUGGACCUUUGCUAGGUGUGGUGUACGAUUCUUGCACCUUUCCGCAGCACGGCAGAAAGGGUAGUCCCAACAGCACACGUCUGAGUGUUAUGCUGGGAGGCUCCUGGUACAACAAACUCCUCAACUCUGACGGCUCCCUCCCGUCUGGAUCUGAUCUUCUGCAGAUGGCAACUCAGGCGGCAGCAGCACAUUUAGGCAUUAAGGCUCGGCCAAUCAGAUCUCACGUUACAUUACAAGAGGAAUGCAUACCGCAGUAUAAAGUUGGCCACGUGAAGUGGGUUGCAGAUGUAGAAAACAAAAUCCAGCAGAGUAAACUCCCCCUGAAACUUGUUGGGGCUUCGUACAGGGGGCCUGCUAUAAAUGACUGUAUUAACAAUGCCAGGAAAGUCAUUGUGGCGAUGAAACCAACAUGA
Candidula unifasciata is the source of this 1434-nucleotide messenger RNA. The record is from the annotation of a GenBank genome assembly. Lineage: Eukaryota; Metazoa; Mollusca; Gastropoda; Stylommatophora; Geomitridae.